Messenger RNA from Odobenus rosmarus divergens (Pacific walrus), 2453 nucleotides. RefSeq names its product glutamate decarboxylase 2 (pancreatic islets and brain, 65kDa) (gene GAD2). NCBI's taxonomy places the organism in Eukaryota, Metazoa, Chordata, Mammalia, Carnivora, Odobenidae. The record is from RefSeq and is a predicted model, not a curated record. Gene Ontology annotation, biological process: GABA shunt. The transcript has 17 exons. Gene Ontology annotation, cellular component: cytoplasm. Bases 144 to 1901 code for a protein of 585 amino acids. Gene Ontology annotation, molecular function: glutamate decarboxylase activity; pyridoxal phosphate binding.
CCUCUGCCGCACGGCCGCGCGACCGCGCAGUGCCCUCCUCCCGCCACACUCACACACGCACGCAGGCGCGCGCAGAGCAGAGCGGAGGGCAGCUUGCCGACAGUUCACACUCGGAGGCGACCCGCUCCAGUCUCACAGCGCUGAUGGCAUCUCCAGGCUCCGGCUUUUGGUCCUUCGGGUCUGAAGAUGGCUCCGGGGAUCCCGAGAACCCCGGCACAGCGAGAGCCUGGUGUCAGGUGGCCCAGAAGUUCACGGGAGGCAUCGGAAACAAGCUGUGCGCCCUGCUCUACGGAGACGCCGAGAAGCCGGCGGAGAGUGGCGGGAGCGAGCCCCCGCGGGCCACCUCCCGGAAGGCCGCCUGCGCUUGUAAUCAGAAGCCUUGCAGCUGCCCCAAAGCGGAUAUCAACUAUGCGUUUCUACAUGCAACAGACCUGCUGCCAGCGUGUGAUGGAGAAAGGCCCACUUUGGCGUUUCUGCAAGAUGUUAUGGACAUUUUGCUUCAGUAUGUGGUGAAAAGUUUCGAUAGAUCAACCAAAGUGAUUGAUUUCCAUUACCCUAAUGAGCUCCUUCAAGAGUAUAACUGGGAAUUGGCAGACCAACCACAAAAUUUGGAGGAAAUUUUGAUGCAUUGCCAAACGACUCUAAAGUAUGCAAUUAAAACAGGGCAUCCCAGAUAUUUCAAUCAACUUUCCACUGGACUGGAUAUGGUUGGAUUAGCAGCAGACUGGCUGACAUCAACAGCAAACACCAACAUGUUCACCUAUGAAAUUGCUCCAGUAUUUGUGCUCUUGGAAUAUGUCACGCUAAAGAAAAUGAGAGAAAUCAUUGGCUGGCCAGGGGGCUCUGGCGAUGGGAUAUUUUCUCCUGGUGGUGCUAUAUCUAACAUGUAUGCCAUGCUGAUUGCACGCUUUAAGAUGUUCCCAGAAGUCAAGGAAAAAGGAAUGGCUGCUGUUCCCAGGCUCAUUGCCUUCACAUCCGAGCAUAGUCAUUUUUCUCUCAAGAAGGGAGCUGCAGCUUUGGGGAUUGGAACAGACAGCGUGAUUCUGAUUAAAUGCGAUGAGAGGGGGAAAAUGAUCCCAUCUGAUCUUGAAAGAAGGAUCCUUGAAGCCAAACAAAAAGGAUUUGUUCCUUUCCUUGUGAGCGCCACAGCUGGGACCACCGUGUAUGGAGCAUUUGACCCCCUCUUGGCAGUUGCUGACAUUUGCAAAAAGUACAAGAUCUGGAUGCAUGUGGAUGCGGCUUGGGGUGGGGGAUUGCUGAUGUCCCGGAAGCACAAAUGGAAACUGAGCGGCGUGGAGAGGGCCAACUCUGUGACAUGGAACCCACACAAGAUGAUGGGCGUCCCUUUGCAGUGCUCUGCUCUCCUGGUUAGAGAAGAGGGAUUGAUGCAGAGUUGCAACCAGAUGCAUGCCUCCUACCUCUUCCAGCAAGAUAAACACUACGACCUGUCCUACGACACUGGGGACAAGGCCUUACAGUGCGGACGCCACGUUGAUGUUUUCAAAUUAUGGCUAAUGUGGAGGGCGAAGGGCACCACUGGGUUUGAAGCACAUAUUGAUAAGUGCUUGGAGCUGGCAGAGUAUUUAUACAAUAUCAUAAAAAACCGAGAAGGAUACGAAAUGGUGUUUGACGGAAAGCCUCAGCACACAAACGUCUGUUUCUGGUACGUGCCCCCAAGUUUGCGUGUCCUGGAAGACAACGAAGAGAGAAUGAGCCGCCUCUCAAAGGUGGCCCCAGUGAUUAAAGCCAGAAUGAUGGAGUAUGGGACCACAAUGGUCAGCUACCAGCCCUUGGGAGACAAGGUCAAUUUCUUCCGCAUGGUCAUCUCAAAUCCCGCAGCAACUCACCAAGACAUUGACUUCCUGAUUGAAGAAAUAGAACGGCUUGGACAAGAUUUAUAAUAACAUAGCUCACUAAGCUGUUUCGGUUCUCUAGCGAACAUGCCCUCUGCUAAGCUCUCUACUCAGAAAUCUCCUUUGAGAACUGUGCGAUCACACAAAAAUGCAAGGUGAAUGCCGCUCAUGUCCGAGAAUAGAGGAGACCCAUAUGGAGUGUCACAAACCGCCCAAAUUGCAGGUAUUGUCCCCACUGGGGUUUGGAGUAGGAGCUAUUCCUCAGAACAUGGACAAAGAAAGCACGGGUGUAAAUAUAGCAGCAGGACAGGGAAUCAAGGACCCUCACAGUGGGUAUCAUCUUGCACGUGCUCUCCUGUUUUCAGAUGCUACAUACAAACACUGUGUAUUUAUUAGUUUCAUGCUCCAAAAUACUGUUCCCAACUGGUGUUUCUGAAAGACAUCAACAUCUCCCCAACAUUACGCCAUUUACUAAGACAGAAAAAAAUAAAAAAUAUAAACACGUGGCAACAUGUUCUUACCAAAUAUAAACUUGUGUAUGAUCAAAGUAUUUUAUCUGUGUUGUCUCUCUAAACCCAAAUAAAUGUGUAAAUGUGGACA